AUUCCAAUGGAUACAAACAAUAACACAAUAACUACAAAAUCCUCCCCAGCACCCAUUAAUUUCGCAAUUGCAUUGGCAGAAUUAAUGUUGGAUAUAUCAGCAUUAAUACCAAAUAUAUAUUUUAUUUUCAUUCUGUGGAGCAGACAAGAUCUUCAUAAUAAUUUACGUGUUCUCUUAGCCUCUUUUUCGAGUUGUUUGAUUUUGGUGGGUUAUUUAAAUAUUGAAUUAAAAUUUAAACUGAAAUAA
Meloidogyne enterolobii is the source of this 246-nucleotide messenger RNA. NCBI's taxonomy places the organism in Eukaryota, Metazoa, Nematoda, Chromadorea, Rhabditida, Meloidogynidae. The record is from the annotation of a GenBank genome assembly.